Molecule: messenger RNA, 381 nt
Organism: Brugia malayi
Lineage: Eukaryota; Metazoa; Nematoda; Chromadorea; Rhabditida; Onchocercidae
Gene: Bma-snpn-1
Exons: 2
Coding region: 1-381 (126 amino acids)
Biological process (GO): lysosome localization; regulation of synaptic vesicle exocytosis; synaptic vesicle exocytosis
Cellular component (GO): BORC complex; synaptic vesicle; BLOC-1 complex
Molecular function (GO): SNARE binding
Source: RefSeq, a predicted model, not a curated record
AUGGCGGAAUCAAGUCCAGAUGAAGUAGUUGAUGGUAGUGCUAUACUGCUGAGUAAUGGGAUUAUGGGAAUUGUUCAGCCGGCGGUGGAUCGUCUAGACAGUCAAGUUCAUGCCGCACGUGCUAGUCAGUAUACUCUGAAUAUGCAUAUACGAGAACUAGCGCAAUAUCUGAAAGAAAUUUCGGAUGAGCAACAAGCGCCGUAUGAUUUAGACUUAUAUGUGCGGAAGUUGGAUGAUUCUAAAAAACGAGUUACAGCAGCCGGGAACGUCUUGCAAAACGUGCAUGAUCGAUUGAGCCGCUUACAGCGUAAUAUUGCUCGUCAGGUCUACCAACAAAAACAGCGUAUCGUACAACCAGUGCCAUCACCUCCAAAUCGUUAA